Molecule: messenger RNA, 1002 nt
Organism: Penicillium malachiteum
Lineage: Eukaryota; Fungi; Ascomycota; Eurotiomycetes; Eurotiales; Aspergillaceae
Product: elongin A domain-containing protein
Exons: 3
Coding region: 1-1002 (333 amino acids)
Biological process (GO): transcription elongation by RNA polymerase II
Cellular component (GO): nucleus; elongin complex
Source: RefSeq, a predicted model, not a curated record
AUGCCGGCCCCAUCACUUUUCCAGCUGGCUAUGGCCACUGCGAUCCGAAAUGUGAAAUUCCUCGACGAUCUCGGCGGACUACCCUAUUUCCUUGCUCGCCCAAUCUUACAGAAAAUCGAUAAUCCCGAGAAACUGCACGCGCUAGAAGUACGAUCGCCCCAUCUCGCCAAAGAAGACAAAGAGAUCUGGCUUGAAUUUAUAAAGCGCGACAUUCCAAGAUGGGAACGAUACGAACUCCCAGAAGAAACGGACAAAUGGUACGAGGUAUACUGUGACCUCCGCGAAGCAGUUCAACGGGAGAUAGAUGCCGACGCAGAGAAGAUGAUGAUGGCUCUCAACGGAAUCAAAUCCGAACGGGAUCGAUUAACGCCAAAGAUAGUUGCCGCACCUGGAGGCAAAGGAAGACCACGGAUGAGACCGACAAGCAGUGUACGAUUUUCUGGACCUCGGUCGGACAUUUCGAGCUCUGCGGGGAAGAGAAAGCAGAAUAUAUUCACACCACAGCGUCGGAAUAAUGCCAUGGCGGUACCGACAAAGAAGUUGAAUACCCGUGCAUCACAGGUGAAGCAGGCACCUCGGUCUCUGAUUGAGAUACACCGGCGACCGGAGCCAUCUGGUUCUGGUUCUGGUUCUAAUUUGGCUCCAGCCACGAGGCCCGAGAAAGCAAUCCGGGCACCUGUCUCAUUCGGACGUUCGACCCCUGGACAGUCGAUCCAAGCCCCUAAUGGCUCAUUGCUAGCUGAGAGGGAGGCUCGUCUGCGGGCGAUAGCUUCUGGUAAACCGCCACCACCGUUGAGCACAGAGAAGAAGAUUCCAAUUCCCACUGGCGCUUCCUCGGCGAAGCAAGCAAAUCUCAAGCGCCAGGCUGCAUCUCCACCUCCACCGACGAACCCAACCACUGCCCAAGCGAGUACGGCUCCGGCUCCUGCUGCGCGCCCAGCUAUGCCUCGCAAGCGACCGGAUAGCGUAUUUAUGCCACCAAAGCGUCGACGUAUUACUUGA